AUGAGUGCCGUUGUCAAACAAGAGGUAAUAACUGGCGGCGACGCGGAGCAAACGGUCCUUCAAGUUGUUGAAGCCGCCGCCGAUGGAAUUGACAUGGACGCUCUUACAUUAUUGACGUCGAGUUUAACUCAAUUAGAAAGACAGAACGCAAUUAAUUCAUUACUCGGCUCGAAAAAAUUGGCAAUUAGUCAAGCGCCUGGCGGCGUUCUUCGUCUCAAAGUCAACACGAAUACGCAAAUCGCUGGCACGGCUGAAGAGCAAGCGAUUUAUUCACUAAUCGAAGAGUCGAAAACGCGCGGUAUAUGGAUAAGAGAGCUUCGCGACGGUUCGGGCCUCAAUCAAUUGCAAUUGCGGAAGACGCUGAAAACGCUGGAGACGAAAAAAUUGAUUAAGACCAUCAAAGCAGUUGGGACCACCAAGAAAUGCUACAUGCUUUUCGAUCUUGAGCCCGACAUGUCCCUAACUGGAGGUACCUUCUAUUCGGACCAGCAAUUGGAUUCCGAGCUCAUCAACACCCUUAUUAGUGUGUGCGGGUCGUAUGCGAACAGCCGUCGAAAAAUCGCCAUCGAAUCGAAUCCAAAUGAUAUUCAAAUGCAGCGAGAGUCGAGCUAUAUUCGGCCGCAAGAGAUCGCUGAUUUCAUCACCGAGAAACGCGUGCUGAAUGUGCCAUUGAGUGUGGAUGAUUUGCAGCGAAUUCUCGACGUCGCCGUUCUCGAUGGGACGAUUGAACGAAGAUCGGAUGGAAGGAUUCGCGCGUGCCCGCCGCGCAACAAAACAUCGCCGCUCGUCUCGGUUCCGUGCUCGGUGUGUCCCGUCGUCGAAGACUGCCGGCCUGGAUUCAGCAUUUCGCCAGAAACCUGCGAAAACAAACGAGAGAAUGAUGACGGUGGAAGCGCCAAAGAUCCUAACAACAACAACAACAAUAUUGCGAAUGGUGCGGCGCACGAGCAGCCGCGGCAGCCAUCAUCGAAAAAGGAGAAGAAGGUGAUGAUCGAUAGUAUGAAGGCUUCAAAAACGACGCUCAAAGGAAAAGCGGCGGUCGAAAAAUGGGUGAGCCGUACAUUGGACAUGGGAGUGCCGAGACUCGUCGAGGAAUUCAGAAGUCUCGCGAAAUGGACGCCUGAAGGGAUGACGACCGAAGCGUUCAAUGCGAAUAAGGAUAAGAAUAGAUAUCAGGACGUUCCAUGUCAGGACAAGGGCCGCGUUGUGCUGAAAUUCCCCGGCUGCCAAAGCGACUACAUUCACGCCAACUAUGUGGGGACCGCGCGCAACGCGCAACGCUUCAUCUGCGCGCAAGGGCCGCUCGAGAACACGCAAUACUCGUUUUGGGCGAUGGCGAUUCAGGAGAAGGUCGAAUGCAUCAUCAUGUUGUGCAAUUGCAUCGAGAUGACCAAAAUCAAAUGCCAUCAGUAUUGGCCGGCGGCGCUCAAUGAGAAGAUGACGUUCGGCGACGCGCCGAAUCAGAUUCACGUCACCAACGUGGGAAUGCGCAAGUUGUCCGACGAGGAUCAAUGCAUCAACGUCACAAAUUUGAAAGUCGAUUGGGCCGAAGGCUCGAAAAUCAUUCUGCAUUAUCAAUGGGAGAACUGGCCGGAUCGCGGUGUGCCGAUGACGAAGCUCACCGCUACCAAUCUGCUCUCGGCGGUUCGCGGCAACAACUUUCCGAUUCUUGUGCACUGCUCGGCGGGAAUCGGACGAACCGGAACGAUCGUCGCGUUGGCGUACGUCCAAGAGAAGAUGCAAGCCGGCGAGGAUUGUAUGGCGAUGAACGAGCUUCUCAAAGAGUUGCGCAUGCAGCGACCGUGGUCGAUUCAGAACGAGUUUCAAUACCUCUACCUUCAUCGCGUCCUGCUCGCCUACUUCCUUGAGAAGUAUCGGGAAUCGUUCAGCUAUUUGCUCGAAGGCGAGAAUGCGGCGAAAUUCCAAAAAUGGUGCGAAGACUAUAAGGCGGCGACCGGCGGCGACUAA
Messenger RNA from Caenorhabditis bovis, 1968 nucleotides. NCBI's taxonomy places the organism in Eukaryota, Metazoa, Nematoda, Chromadorea, Rhabditida, Rhabditidae. The record is from the annotation of a GenBank genome assembly.